Messenger RNA from Hydractinia symbiolongicarpus, 589 nucleotides. Its product is annotated as zinc finger C4H2 domain-containing protein-like. Gene Ontology annotation, biological process: positive regulation of neuron differentiation. The transcript has 3 exons. Gene Ontology annotation, cellular component: nucleus. The record is from RefSeq and is a predicted model, not a curated record. Bases 26 to 463 code for a protein of 145 amino acids. NCBI's taxonomy places the organism in Eukaryota, Metazoa, Cnidaria, Hydrozoa, Anthoathecata, Hydractiniidae.
UUUAUAGCAUUAAUAACAUGAAAAAAUGUCAGCGGAAAAACAAGAUGGCGCCACUAACCUUUCUCGAGACGAGAUGGUACUCAACUUAGAAGUAAUGAAAAUAUUACGUCCUAAAACUUGUCAACUGGAAAACUUAAAAGCGCAGAUUUUAAACGAAAUUGAAACUUUUCACCAAGAAGAGAAGAACUUGUUGGACAGUUCGAACGAGGUAGAAGUUUUGCAAAGGGAGCGUUUACUGCAUGUUAAAGCGAUCGAAGCAAUUGAUGCAGAUGUUAGCAAGCUUCGAACUAUGAUGAAACACGCGAAAAAUGAUUUGGAAAAUUCCAAAGUGAAAACACAAGAGUUGGUCGAUUUGUAUAAACCAAUGAAAUUAGAAGUGGACCAAACACGAAUCUCCAUCGGCUUAGAUACACUCCCGGAAAUAAAAGACCUGGAAAAAAUCUUCAAAAAAAGAAAAGUGUAGAUCUAGUUAAAUACCGUCGCAAGAUACAACAAAAAAUUAUUUUUCAAGAUUCAUAUUGUUGUAGUUUUUGUAUUUACAAUAAAAAUAUCAGAUGUAUAAAUAAAUUAUUACAAUUCAUUUUAUAAA